Messenger RNA from Lactuca virosa, 814 nucleotides. The record is from the annotation of a GenBank genome assembly. NCBI's taxonomy places the organism in Eukaryota, Viridiplantae, Streptophyta, Magnoliopsida, Asterales, Asteraceae.
CGUCGUCUCACAACAACCAUUAAUUUCUUAAUCAAAUAGUUUGUAUAUUUCUGAACACGCCAUACACACACAAAAACACACACACACACCAAGCCAAAUUUGAUUUCGAAACUCCAUCGAAUUGAUUGUGACAAAGAAGAAGAAACGUGGAAUGGCUGUUACGCACGAUUACCAAUCGCUAUGACCAUCUUCCAACGCUCCAACCAGGAAUCAUCAUUCUUCAAUUCAAUUGCAAUCAAUUUCCGAUCAGAAUUAACAGAUAUUCGUGGAGGGAAUCGAUGGAUGAAGAAUUGCCAGGGGCAAUUGGAACAAGCGCAAGUUUAGCCCUAAGAUUGGGACAAACCGUAUUCUCUGUUGCUUCCCUCCUUUUCAUGUGCGUCGGUGUUGAAUUCUACGCUUAUACGUCUUUCUGUUUUUUGGUGACAAUCAAAGGGUUAACAAUUCCAUGGAGUUUAACCCUCGCAAUGGUGGAUGCAUUUUCUGUAUUUGUAAAACGACCUUCUCGCCAAAUACAAAUAGUGUCCAUCAUCGUUAUUGGAGACUGGGUGUUAUCAUUUUUAUCACUAGCAGCAGCAUGUUCAACAGCAAGUGUGGCGGAUUUCAUGAUUACAGAAGCUGGUGCAUUUUUUUGUGGAAGAAAAUUGUGUAGCAGAUAUCAAUUAUCUGCUGCAAUGGCGUUUUUGUCAUGGUGCAUAUGGUAAAUAAGUAAAAGAAGAAAAAUGAGAAGGAAAUCAAGAAGAUGAUUUUUUUUAAUAGAUUAUCAUUUAAGAUUUAUAGCACAAAAAGGGUAUAUGAUUGUUAUGUCUUCUUCAAG